CCAGAGGAUUGAUUAUAAAUCAACUGUUAUCUCUGCAAAAUCAGCAAGGGAAGAAGGGCUUUUUCAAGGCUACAAGUCUACAACUUCUGGGUAACAGACUUUGUAGACUGUAGCAUAUUCCCUUAAGCAAACUACUUUUUGUGCAUAUGGCUCUCUACUCUGCCUUUCUCUGCUUUAGUACCUUCGGCUCAAACCCUCGACUUUCAACCAAUCGUUUCUCUGGUCCGACGGUUCUCAGAACGGAGGCCAUUAAAGCAGCGACUUCUCCUUCUUCUUCUUCCCUGUCGACGUCCAAUCGCCCUCGUCUUUGUAGAUUACAAGGUAAUGCAUUUCCUAGUGGAAACGGGCCACCUGAUAUGAAUGAGUCAUCACUUGUGGUAUGCUUUGGAGAAAUGUUGAUUGAUUUUGUCCCAACUGUUAAUGGGAUUUCAUUAGCUGAAGCACCUGCCUUUAAGAAGGCUCCAGGAGGUGCACCUGCAAAUGUUGCUGUUGGCAUAUCUCGGCUUGGAGGUUCAUCGGCUUUUAUUGGAAAAGUUGGUGAAGAUGAAUUUGGGUACAUGCUCGCUGAUAUUUUGAAGGAAAAUAACGUGAACAGUGAUGGAAUGCGUUUUGAUCCUGGUGCAAGAACUGCUCUGGCCUUUGUUACACUCAAGAGUGAUGGGGAACGUGAAUUCAUGUUUUACCGUAACCCAAGUGCUGAUAUGCUUCUCAAAGAAUCAGAACUUGAUUUUGAUCUUAUCAGGAAGGCCAAAAUUUUCCAUUAUGGUUCUAUAAGUUUAAUUACAGAGCCAUGUAAGUCUGCUCACAUAGCUGCUGCAAAAGCUGCAAAAGAUGCUGGUGUGCUUUUGUCUUAUGACCCCAAUCUGAGAAUUCAUUUGUGGCCAUCUGUAGAAAGUGCCAGAGAGGGAAUCCUUAGUAUAUGGGAGCUUGCUGAUAUUAUUAAGGUAAGUGAAGAAGAGAUUUCUUUCCUGACAAAAGGAGAAGAUCCAUAUGACGAUGCUGUUGUUCGUAAACUUUUCCCGCCAAGUCUCAAAUUGCUGGUUGUGACUGAGGGUCCUGAAGGUUGCAGGUACUACUCCAAGGAUUUCAGUGGGAGGGUUCAUGGUAUUCCAGUGGAUGCUGUAGACACCACUGGUGCUGGAGAUGCUUUUGUUGCUGGACUGUUGUCACAACUAGCUGCUACUGAUCUCUCAUUGCUUCAGGAAGAAGACAGAUUGAGAGAAGCUCUUAAGUUUGCCAAUGCUUGUGGUGCGUUGACUGUGAUGGAGAGAGGUGCCAUUCCAGCUCUGCCAUCUCGAGAAGCUGUAAUGAAUGCCUUGCUCAAGUCUGUUGCCUAGAUCCUCACUCAAGCUCUUGUGAUGUACCUGAAUUACAAUUCUGCAGGAAUGUUCUUAGUCUGCAAAAUGCUAAUGACACUUAUUGAUUAGAUAGUAACAGGUUACAGAUUAGAGAUUGUAUUGU
Molecule: messenger RNA, 1461 nt
Organism: Telopea speciosissima
Lineage: Eukaryota; Viridiplantae; Streptophyta; Magnoliopsida; Proteales; Proteaceae
Product: probable fructokinase-6, chloroplastic
Exons: 8
Coding region: 147-1337 (396 amino acids)
Biological process (GO): fructose metabolic process
Cellular component (GO): cytosol; chloroplast stroma
Molecular function (GO): fructokinase activity
Source: RefSeq, a predicted model, not a curated record